Molecule: messenger RNA, 1191 nt
Organism: Ceraceosorus guamensis
Lineage: Eukaryota; Fungi; Basidiomycota; Exobasidiomycetes; Ceraceosorales; Ceraceosoraceae
Exons: 2
Coding region: 1-1191 (396 amino acids)
Source: RefSeq, a predicted model, not a curated record
AUGGACAGUGACGUGUCCAUUGAGAUGGCACUACCCAGAGAGCGGCUGUUCCUACAAAAACACCUCUUCCUGGUGGAAGGACACUCAGCCAUAAGUAGGCUAAACUUCAGAGCUUUUCAUGCAUGCGGCGGCUAUAUCAGUACCGGUGAUCGCGACUCCUCCAUUCUCGACGUGGAUGAUCCAGCUCUGAAAGCUGCCAGCAAGCAGUACGACGAGAUCAAGAAGGAGCUGAGAAAGGUCAGGAAGGAGGUGCAAGCUAGCGCCAAAUCACGCACCAAGAAGGAGCUGAGAAAGAUCAAGAAGGGGGUGCAAGCUAGCGCUGAAUUGCGCACCAAAUUGCUAGAUCAACGCAAUGAGGAAGCGGAUGCGGCCGUUCCCGGAACCGUCUCUGCUGGUGACAAGGCCGACAUUUGGCUUCGACGAGAGAUCACCUCCGCUUUCGAAGGCAUGUAUCCACCAGGCAUGGACAUCAUCGACGGCUACCUUUACGAUCUGAGAAAGUACGAGAGCUCAGAGUCUUUCGAGCAAUCGCUGAGCAUGAGCGAUUUGCUCUUGGUCUCAACUGCUCAGACCAACGUCUCGAUUGAGAGCUCGGCAGAUUUCAAGAGCGUAGCGCAUGACGACACGCAGGUACAACUGGGCAGGAGCAUCAAAUCGCUCCCCACUCGUCCCAGCGUUCGCAUGCUGGAUAACGUGCUUCUUUUGCCCCCCUUUAGCCACGGAACAAAGCGUUUCUCGGAUAACGAGGAAGACUCUGGUGCCAAGCGUCUGCGCCCGACGGUAGCACUCAAGAAGGUGCAGAGAGAGGUCCCAAUGUGGAUUUGCAUGCGUCGUCUCCGUCGCCAUCAAGAGGACAUAGAGCGACGCAUGAAGCUCAAGCGUCGCGCGGACAAAGACGUGCCCCUCAAGCGCAGCAAGACGAAGCGUUGUUGCCUUGCUGGCAACAUCCUUGUGUCUCAGGACACCCUAUUCCAGCUCUUGGUACCAAGAGCUGCGUCCAGCACAAGCCCUCCAAACUCGCCGAUUCUUAGCAGCUACAUCAGGACAGAGACGCGCGUCCGUAGGGACAGCUUUUUGACCAACAUGGCAAUGGGCCAGAUUGCUCAGGGAGCCCCAAUCAUCAAGCGCGGCAAGCUCGAGCGUCUAGUUGGCUGCACCGUUGCGUCCCUUGAGACCAUGUCCAUCGCGUAG